Messenger RNA from Xiphias gladius (swordfish), 3927 nucleotides. RefSeq names its product phosphatidylinositol-4-phosphate 5-kinase, type I, gamma a (gene pip5k1ca). Gene Ontology annotation, biological process: phosphatidylinositol metabolic process. Gene Ontology annotation, molecular function: phosphatidylinositol kinase activity. Lineage: Eukaryota; Metazoa; Chordata; Actinopteri; Istiophoriformes; Xiphiidae. The transcript has 17 exons. The coding region runs from base 197 to 2299 and encodes 700 amino acids. The record is from RefSeq and is a predicted model, not a curated record.
GCAGCGGGCUCUGUGCCGCCGUCGUGAGGAAUCAUCGCACAGAUGAAGGGGCCGUCGCGGAUAACUGUCGCAUAUUCCUCCGUUUAACUAUUGUUACCAUUCAGAUAACACAUUCCUCCCUUCUCCCAUCGAGAUAGCGCCGUCGCUGUGGGUCUUUCAUUCGGAGAGCUUGCCUGUUUUUCCUCCGGGAGGCUGAAUGGAAGCAGCAGCCGAGGGAGCGGUCGGUCUGUCGGAGGCCAGGGACGGGAGCCCGCUAUCCGUGGCCGCAGCAUCCGAUGAUGCGGACACGGUCGUUGGAGUUAGCUACGGGAUGGACGCCGCAGACAUGGAUGCUGCUGCUAAGAAAGCUUUCAUCACAGAGAUGCCCUCAUCCUCAGGCCAGCCUGGUCAGGGAAAGAAGAUUGGUCACAGAGGUGUGGAUGCAUCAGGAGAAACUACUUACAAGAAGACCACAUCCUCGGCCUUGAAAGGUGCCAUCCAGCUGGGCAUCGGUUACACGGUGGGCAACCUGAGCUCCAAGCCCGAGAGAGACGUAUUGAUGCAGGACUUCUACGUGGUGGAGAGCAUCUUUUUCCCCAGUGAAGGCAGCAACCUCACUCCAGCCCACCAUUUCCCAGACUUCCGCUUCAAAACAUACGCUCCUGUGGCCUUCCGCUACUUCAGAGAACUGUUUGGCAUCAGGCCGGAUGACUACCUGUACUCCCUGUGUAAUGAGCCUCUGAUUGAGCUUUCCAAUCCUGGAGCAAGUGGUUCAGUCUUCUAUGUUACAAAGGAUGACGAGUUCAUCAUCAAGACUGUGAUGCACAAGGAGGCUGAGUUCUUACAGAAACUGCUGCCUGGAUACUACAUGAACUUGAAUCAGAACCCACGCACUUUGCUGCCCAAGUUCUUUGGCCUCUACUGUGUCCAGUCGGGCGGGAAAAACAUCCGCGUGGUGGUGAUGAACAACGUUCUUCCCCGCGUAGUUCGCAUGCACCUCAAAUAUGACCUGAAGGGCUCCACCUACAAGAGGCGAGCCUCCAAGAAGGAGAGAGAGAAGGCCAGGCCCACUUUCAAAGACCUGGACUUCAUGCAAGACUUGCAGGAUGGACUGAUGCUGGACCAGGACACUUACAACGCGCUAGUCAAGACCCUACAGAGAGACUGCCUGGUGCUGGAGAGCUUCAAGAUCAUGGACUACAGCCUGCUUCUCGGGGUUCACAACAUGGACCAGGCAGAUAGGGAGAGGCAGAUGGAGGGCUCCCAGGGUGGCAGCGAUGAGAAGAGGCCCGUGGCCCAGCAGAAGGCCCUGUACUCCACAGCCAUGGAGUCUAUCCAGGGAGGAGCAGCCUGCGGAGGGUCCAUCGAUACUGACGACACGAUGGGCGGCAUCCCAGCUGUCAGUGGAAAGGGAGAGAGACUUCUUCUCUACAUCGGAAUCAUCGAUAUCCUGCAGUCCUACAGGCUAAUCAAGAAACUGGAGCACACGUGGAAGGCUUUGGUUCAUGACGGGGAUACUGUAUCAGUCCACCGGCCCAGCUUCUAUGCCGAUAGGUUCUUCAAGUUCAUGAGCAACACCGUUUUCAAGAAGAGUUCCUCUCUGAAGUCAUCUCCAUCCAAGAAGGGUCGUGUGUCGUUGAUGGUGCCUAAGUGCGCUGGUCCUGGUGCAGCCUGGUCAGCCAGCCAGCUGCCCUCUGAGAGGGAUGAGAACAUCUAUGACCUGAGAGGAGCUCGCAGCUUCCCAACACUGGAGGAUGAAGAGCGGCCGGAUCUUCUUCCAUGUACUCCUCCAUCAUUUGAAGAAGCCACCACAGCAUCAAUCGCCACCACUCUGUCUUCUACCACCUCUCUGUCCAUCCCUGAGAGAUCCCCAUCGGACACGGCAGAGCACCCCCGCUACAGGAGGCACACCCAGUCUCUCAGCCAUGAUGGGAGGACCCAGGAGGAGCUGCGUGUGCGUGAGGAGGAUCAGCAGACCAUCACAGUGGAGGUGGAGUUCAAGAGACACGACAGUGAGCCCACCAUCUCAGUUCCACAGCCUUUACUUGAAACCAGUGAGGUUCAGGAAGUAGCCGGCGCUGAGGCUCCCGAUGCCGAUGCCGCAGCACCUUCUGCCUCUUCGUCAGUACCUGAAGCAGCCUCCUCUUCGUCUGCCCCAGCUCCUCCCUCCUCUCCCGGGGCUGCUGAGGAAGCCCCAUCCAGUCCCAAGUUGGUGGUGGUGGAGGCGGACAGGGCCAGCCAGGUGUCCGGCUCAGGCUGCACCAGCCAGGCUUCGGUUGACGAUGACGAUGACGUGCCAAUCACAGAUAUCUACUUUUAAACCCCUUUGUCUGGCAGAGAGGAGCGAACGUCUCAGCGGAGAGGACUCAUGGGUCUGAAGUCCAGACCUCAGCGGUAGCUGCAGGAUCUCUUUCUGAACCACGAUUUUAAACAUGCAUAAAGAAACUGAACACACCAAGGGAACAAGUGACUGAACACCGGGGGGGUCCUGACAGUGAUGACAUCACUGAUUUCCUACCAUCCCUGCCUUUCACCCUUAACAAAUGAAAAUUAUAUCAAUUCAAUGAUUAUGUGUAUGUGUGAUAUAGUGCGUAUAAGGCUGUCUUAUAAGUUUGACAUACAUGAAAAAGACAGUGGUAACUUACUGUACAUUCUGUUUCACACAAGCACAGCCCUCCAACAAGCUCUAAACUGCCUUUCCCACUCACUCCGCAGAGCGGCACAUAGAGUUGUGAAGUAAGGGGAGCCACUGGUUACCCACUCUGAAUUCCCAAUUCAAAUUUUUCUUUUUAUGAUAUCUUUAUUACUCACACAUAGAAACAUGGGAGCCUCUGGGAUAACAUGACAACCCAGUGUGUCUGUGUUACGGCCUUUAGUUUUAAUUAUACAAACUUUGUUUCUGAGAAAUCAGGUUCUUUUCCAUCAGUUUCACAUGUCGGACGGUUCUAAAUACGACAAUACUACAUGGGCCUCUGCUGCCUCAUGAAAGCGAAGACAGUCAGGUGCAGAUUAGAGCUGUGUCAAAUUCAAAACAGUUUGUUAUUGCGGUUCUCAACAAAACACAUAGUUGCUGAAUUCAUCCACCAUUAAUCCAGAAUCUGAAAAUGAAUUAAUUUAAAAUUUAGAUUGUAUUGGUUGUUUUGUUGACCCCAUAAUCUUAUGGCGCACAUUACCGUUAGAAGUGUAUGUAACAUAAUUUUUAGCUCAGUAAUUGGGACUCACACCUAACUUCUCAUUUUAACAUUUCUAUGUACACUAACUUGUACCUGUGACUUUUUAUGAAAGAACCUGUUACUUUCUAACACAGUUGUUCAUAUUUUGUACUGAUGAUUCAAGCAGAAAAGUGUCAUGUCUAUCUAAGUCGUGGAAGCGCUCCCACUGUGAGUCGCUUUACAUUGCCAGUGAAGAAAGUGAAUGGGGCUUUAACUUCUGGAGCCAGGACUUUGUGAAGAAGCUCCUCCCACCUCACAGCUCUACUAAAAUCUGCAUGUACUGGUUCGACCAAUCAGGAUAAGCCCACCAACGCUCCUUGGUACUGCCUUUAUUUACACUAAGCCACAUGCAGAUUUCGGUGCGCUCACUGAGGAGUGAGUGGUCAAGCCUCUGGUGUUGGAGGGCUGUGCUUGUGCUUCUAGAACUGGAGUUGCAAUGAUAACCAUCGUUUGACCAAUCAAAACAGAACACGUAGACAUAUGUCAUCCUCACAUUUCCAGUAGUGAAAAUAUGCAGUUUAGUUUAUAGAUGGAAGAAUUAAAAGAUGUAAUUUUGUGAAUACAUACAGUGAUUAGAAGUUGUUCAAUUCAUAGCAUAAUAAUUUAUAAUUUCUAUCAAAUGUUUUUUGCAGCAUUUGUUUUUUUAUGAAUGUUUCCUCAGCUGUUUUACUACUGUGAACUUUAAUUUAUUUUGUCUGUUCGUAUUUUAUUCUAAUCUCCACUGUUUCUGGUACUU